GAGAUCAUCACAUACAAUUAUUUGUACGGCCUCCCAUUGUAUAUAUAAAAAAAACCAUUAAAUGCCUUUGGAUGAAGAAGUGAAAGAAAACAAAGGGAUUCAAGAAAGAAAGAAAGAAAGAAAGAAAGAAAGAAAGAAAGAAAGAGAAGCAUAUAUGUCUUCAAGGGGGAGAAAAAAAGCAGCUAUGCAACGCAUGUUGCAACAGCUUCGAACCGCCACAAAUUCCAGUGCUAUGAACAAAGCCUCUAUUAUUGUUGAUGCCACCAAAUACAUAGAAGAGUUGAAGCAAAAAGUGGAGGGAAUUAACUCAGAGCUAGGAACCGUUGGAUCUUCAUCAUCAACCUCCCAAGAUGAAUUACCAAUGGUGACGGUAGAAACCCUAGAAAGGGGUUUUCUUAUUAAUGUGUUUUCAGAAAGGAAUUGCCCCGGUAUGCUUGUGGCAAUACUUGAGGCCUUUGAAGAACUGGGUCUUGAUGUUCUUGACGCUAGGGUUUCUUGUGAAGACAAUUUCCAGCUUGAAGCUGUGGGAGGAGAAGGUCAAGAUCAGGAGAGCAUCGAUGCGCAAGUGGUAAAACAAGCAGUGUUGCAAGCAAUCAAUAACAUGAAUUAAAGAUCAACACAAAAAUGCGGAAAGAAAAAAAAUAAUGUAGCCCUUUUGUUUUGUCCCACUCCUUUUCUAUAAUCUCGUUUUAAAUGUAAAACUUACGUAUCCAAGUGAAAGAAUCUAAUAAGUGAUAGUAAUAUUAUAUGUUUUAUUAAAAAAGAAAUGAGGAAGUAUAUGGAGUCAAUAUAUGUGCCGCAUAAUGCAUACAAUAGGGUUAAUUUCAAAUUAAAAUUAAAUUAAUAUCAGAUGUUUAUUAUUCUUGAUA
This is a messenger RNA of Arachis ipaensis, 869 nucleotides long. RefSeq names its product transcription factor bHLH61. Gene Ontology annotation, biological process: regulation of DNA-templated transcription. Lineage: Eukaryota; Viridiplantae; Streptophyta; Magnoliopsida; Fabales; Fabaceae. The record is from RefSeq and is a predicted model, not a curated record. Gene Ontology annotation, cellular component: nucleus. Gene Ontology annotation, molecular function: sequence-specific DNA binding; DNA-binding transcription factor activity.